Ustilago hordei is the source of this 3081-nucleotide messenger RNA. RefSeq lists its product as uncharacterized. Gene Ontology annotation, molecular function: nucleic acid binding. Gene Ontology annotation, biological process: DNA integration. Lineage: Eukaryota; Fungi; Basidiomycota; Ustilaginomycetes; Ustilaginales; Ustilaginaceae. The record is from RefSeq and is a predicted model, not a curated record. The coding region runs from base 1 to 3081 and encodes 1026 amino acids. The transcript has a single exon.
AUGACUACAUCAACACCGCUGUUUGAAGGGGUUGAUGAAGAGUUCGAGCUGGCCGAUCGGAGACCAAAGAUCUCCACAAGACAGCUCUGGCAUGAACGUCUAGGACAUCCAGGUCGAGACAAGUCCAGAGCAAUUGUAGAUAAAUUGAAAGGCGAACCUGUAGCAGCAUUGGACCCAGAUACAGCUCUGAUAUGUGAGCAGUGUAUAUGGUCCAAAAGUACGGCCGCCCGGAUGGGGCGAGGCAGCGGCGAAACAGCCGCGGGGCCCCUAGAUCUCAUCCACAUCGAUCUGAUCAUAGACUCAUCCCGCAUGACAGAAUACACGUGCACAUUGGUGCUUGUCGACGACCAUAGCAAGUAUGUGCACGCACAGCCACUCUUACGAAAGAGUCACGCAUUCACGCAACUCAAAAGAAUAGUUUCGUUCCUAGAGACACAGACGGGCAGAAAGCUGAAAGCAAUCCGAUCUGAUCAAGGAACUGAGUGGAAGAGCAACGAAGCAUUGGAAUGGUCAUUAGAAAAGGGCAUAGAGUGGCAAACCACUGUCGGUUACAACAGCAGACAAAACGGACAAGUAGAACGGAUGAAUAGGAGCCUGGGUGAGAAAAUGCGAACGCUGUUGAUGCAAAGGAGUUUACCAAAGAGAUUUUGGCCGCACGCCAUACGAGCGGCGGCAUUCAAAAUCAAUCUUACUCCCAACGUUGACGGAGAGUUUCCAUAUCAGCUCAUGUUCAAGAGAUCACCAAAACGAUUCGUCAGUCUCAUGCGUGUAUUUGGAUGCUUAGCUUGGGUAAAUAUUCCAAAAGCUAAGCGAAACAACAAGAAGCUGGACCAACGAGCGGUUGCAGCCGUAUUCAUAGGGUACAGCUUAGAAAGAAAGGGAUGGCUAUUCUAUAGCCCUGAUUACUCUCCGAACGUUUUCUGGAGCAACUCGGCAAGGUUCAUGGAGACACAGUGCUGGUCAGACCGAUCAGAAUGGCGGCCAAUAAGUAUCCGACCUCCACCAGUCCCAACUAUUGAAGAGGACAUCGAUGAUCUGGGAUACACAGAGGAGAACCUAUUUGAUGAGAGGGAGCAAGAGCCUUUGGAAGAGCACGUGGACAUGGAACUAACUCUCGAAGAGGAAGGACUCGGAGGACCACAUUGUGACGAUGAGAACUCUAACGGGAUACCAGAGGAAAGGAGAACGACGAAUGAGAGGGAAGAGUAUGCACCGGUGCCACCCGAGGAGAGAGGCCCAUGGCCAAACUGGAGGCCAGCUAGAGACAUGCGCAACCCGGAGACCUGGGUAAAGAAGAGUUACUUCGGGUUGACGGCGGCUAAGGUCAAGGAAGGAAAGGACAGCCUGAACCCAACUGUCCACGAAGCGCUGGCCGGAAAGGAUAGGAGGUUCUGGGAAGAGGCAAUGCGCAAGGAACUGGAUGGGCUUGAAGCGAUGGGAACGUGGGAAACGACUGACCUACCGCGGGGUAUGAACACAGUCGACACACGAUGGGUACUCAAGAUCAAGACUGAUGCAAACCUCAUCCCCACAAAGUACAAAGCAAGAUUGGUAGCGCGAGGGUUUACACAAAGAGAGGGCUUAGACUACACAGAGAUAUUUGCGCCAGUGGCACCCAUCCAGGCAAUAAGGGGAGUGCUGGCCAUCGCAGCCGUACGGGACUGGGAGGUUGAUUCCAUCGAUGUCAAACAGGCUUACCUCAAUUCGAGCCUACGUCAUGAUGUUUACCUAAAGCCACCGGUAGGAACUAAGGUACCUCCAGGAAAGGUAUUGAAACUCAUAAAAGGGCUCUAUGGUCUAAAACAAUCAGGUCGGGAAUGGAAUAUCGAGCUAGAUACCCACCUCCGAAGUAUCGGCUUCCACUGCAUGCCGAGCGCCCCAUGCCUUUACUCAAGAGGAGCGGGCGACCAACUCACAGUCAUUACGGCAUAUGUGGAUGACAUGCUGAUAGCAUCGCCGUGCAGGAAAGAAGUCGACCGUACCAAAGCCGAGAUAAUGGACAAGUGGGGAACAGAGGACAACGGACCUGUAGGAGAAUUCCUAGGAAUCAAAAUCACUCGAGAGAGGAGACAAGGCAGGAUCACACUCGACUUAAGCGCAUACAUUAAAGGCAUGGUAAGUAAGUGGCUAGAGAGAACAAGUGAACGAACUUGGAUACCGAUGCAGAGUGUAGCAGGAGUCGCUGGAGGAAACAAGUGCAACCCAGAUCAGGCCAAACGAUACCAAGAGUUAGUGGGGCAACUUUUGUGGGUAUCCAACACAGUGAGGCCAGACAUUUCGUUCGCAGUAGGCGCUUUGGCACGAUACAUGUCAGAACCGAUCGACAGUGCUUGGAGUGCUGCGAUACACUUGUUAAAGUAUCUGAAUCAGACCAGCGAAUACCGCUUAAGUUUAGGGGGAGCACACAGGAGUCACGCAGACCAACCGGUGGUUACGUAUACCGACGCAAAUUGGGCUUCUGACCCUACAAAUGGGCGUAGGAGUACGUCCGGAGCGAUCACAUAUGUGUAUGGAUGUCCGGUUAGUUGGAAAUCACAUGUGCAGAAGUGCGUGGCAUUAUCGGCAGUGGAAGCAGAACUGGUCGCAGCCUCCGAAGCAGCAAGAGAAGCACUCUUCUUCUCACAUUUGCUCAGGGAUCUAGGAGUAUCCGGAGUUAAGCCAAUACUGCGCACCGAUAGCCAAGGGUGCAUACAGGUCAGUAAAGAUCCGGCCAAACACUGGAAGCUCAAACACAUCGAUACCAGAUAUUACUUUGUUAGGGAUCAUGUGCAAGAUGGUGACAUAUCAAUCGAGUUCGUCGGAACGGCCAACAAUGUCGCUGACAUACUCACGAAACCUCUCAAGGGACUCCACACGACAAGGAUAUCAAGAAUGAUAGGAUUGGACAUGCCGUUGAGGGGGGGAGUUGAAGAUGCACCGGCAUCGCCAACGCGUGAUGCAUUAGAUGGGAGUUCACAGGAUCGGGAAAUCGGGAAGGUAUCAGGCGAUGAAGAGGACGAGCAGAAUGCGAAGCUAGUGGGAGCUAAUGCAGCGUAUGCACGAGGAUUAACGCCAUGGUAUGCAGGGGAUGUGUUGACAUGA